Messenger RNA from Tigriopus californicus, 5112 nucleotides. It is a transcript of the gene Nrx-IV, whose product is annotated as neurexin-4-like. The transcript has a single exon. NCBI's taxonomy places the organism in Eukaryota, Metazoa, Arthropoda, Copepoda, Harpacticoida, Harpacticidae. The record is from RefSeq and is a predicted model, not a curated record. Bases 617 to 4522 code for a protein of 1301 amino acids.
UCUCCUCCUCCUCCUCCUCCUCCUCCUCCGACUACUGCAACUACUAUCCUGCUUUUGCUUUUCCAGCUUCCCAGGCGGUUUCAGUAUCAGAAUGGACAGCUAGGGCGAAGGACACCGAAAGGAACUCACAGGAAAAGCACGAAGAAAACCAUUAGGAACGAACCUUACAGGACAAGUAAGAAUCAGCAGAAAAAAGAGCAUGAUGGGAUAUAAAAGAAGAAAAUGGGUGCCAAUCAUUGGAGUGCUGGACUAGUGGAUUCUGUAGGCUAGAACUUGAUCCAAGCCAAUCGGAGACGGCUGGAUUCCCGCCCUCUUUUGACGAUUGUCGGAGGGCAAGUUUUGGGACUCUUCACCUGUACCGUUGGGGGUGCCCUGGGUUUGAGAUUGAACCACUGCCCGUGCAACCAGUGCCUCCAAAGCCAACAACAAACCUGAAUUCGCCGACAAGCACAGGUAGUAGUCCUCCAUCCAGGCAAGUUGAGAGUGUGCUUGAGAGUAAUAAUACCUGCCCAAGUUCAGGCUCUCCCGUCGCCACCCAUCCGUGUGUAAUAACAUCAUCCCAACAGUGAAAAACAGAAGGGCGAAACAACGCCUUGUUAACUUUCAAAAAUUCGCCAUGGCCAAACGGAAAAAAGAUUUGGCAGACAUGGAAUUGGCGACUGUGAUAUCAUUCCUAGUGUUAGGUUGGGUCAGUGGGGAGUAUCUGCAAAGUCGAUACGACGACUCCAAUACCUACUACGACCGUUUUUUAUUAGACUCUCCGUACAAUCUGUGCCGGGAUCCGUUGAUGGCCCAGGCCAAUGUCAGUGCUACGAGUUCGGCCAGUCAGCGAACCCCGGAUAUGGCCCGUCUUUGGGGUGGAUCCGCGUGGACGGCGGAAAACUCCGACUUUCAACAGGCCUUGAAUAUCGAUCUGGGCAUCAUUAAAAACGUGACUGGGAUCGCCAUGCAAGGUCGGGCUCACUCUGAAGAGUAUAUCAUUGAGUAUCGUAUCCAGUACGGAUCGAACGGCAAGGACUGGAUCGAUUACAAGGAGGUGGAUGGCUCUCCCAAGUUGUUCGUGGGUAACGUGGAUGGGGAUUAUGUGGUGCGAAAUGACUUUGAUCAGCCCAUCAUAGCCCAAUGGAUCCGAGUCAAUCCCACGCGAUGGGCUGACCGAAUCUCGAUCCGGAUGGAGCUAUACGGAUGCAACUACAUUCCUGAUGUUCUGCACUUCAACGGCACGGCUCUCAUUCGUCGAGAUUUGGCCAGAUUCCCGGUUGCAUCAUUGCGUGACACGGUUCGUCUGAGGUUCAAGACCAACCACGAGAAUGGAGUGAUCCUAUACUCGCGAGGAUCUCAAGGAGACUACAUCGCUCUUCAGUUGGUUGAGAACAGAUUGCUUCUCAACAUAAAUCUUGGAUCACGAUUGGAGACGUCCAUGGCUUUGGGAUCCCUCCUUGAUGACAAUCUCUUCCAUGAAGUGGUCAUCUCGAGAGAGAGACGCGAUGUGAUCCUCUCUGUUGACCGUGUACGAAUCCGCGAUCGGAUCAAGGGGGACUUUCACAAACUCAAUCUCGAUCGACAUCUGUACAUUGGUGGAGUUCCUAAUGUGGAAGACGGCUUGGUGGUUUUUGAGAACUUCACCGGUUGCAUUGAGAACAUGUAUUUGAAUCAUUCCAACGUCAUUGCCGGUUACAAGGACAGGUUGGGCUAUGAUGACCGAUUCUACAAUUACGAAGACGUGGGAGGAGUCAUCAAAGGCUGUCCCGUGGAUUACUUCACUGUUCCGGUGACUUUCAAAAAACCCAAGGCCUGGGUUAGGCUCACUGGCUACGAAGGAUCUUACGGCCUGAAUGUCAGUAUGGAAUUCCGAACCUACGAGGAGAACGGUUUGCUCCUGUACCAUCGCUUCAGCUCGGAGGGAUUUGUGAAGCUCUUCAUGGAGGAUGCCCGAAUUAAAGUUCUGAUCGUGGCGGCGGACAUUCCCCAAGUGGAACUGGACAAUUUCGACCAAACCUACAACGACGGGAAGUGGCACACGGUGGAAUUGGCCAUGAGCAAAAAUAGAGCCGUUCUGACAAUUGACCGCGAUCCCAUGGAGACACGAAGGAUCUUGGAAAUUGCCACUGGGGCCUAUUACAUGAUUGGAGGGGGGUUGCACCGGGAAGCUGGCUUCGUUGGGUGUAUGAGGCAUAUCACAAUUGACGGCAACUACAAGAUCCCGUCUGAUUGGAAAGACGAAGAAUACUCCUCAAAGGAUGACAUUGCUCUCGAGUCUUGUCACGUGGUCGAUCGCUGCACCCCCAAUCCAUGUGAGCAUGGUGGUGUCUGCAAACAAAAUUCUCGCGAGUUCUAUUGUGAAUGUGAGGGCACAGGCUACACAGGCGCCGUUUGUCAUACCUCCCUCAAUUUCAAGUCCUGUGUUCAUUACAAGAACGCUCAUCCCGAGUCUCGCUACGCUGAGACUAUCAUUGAUGUGGAUGGAUCUGGUCCAUUGGCGCCCUUCCCUGCCCGUUGCGAGUUCUUUCCCGAUGGAAGAAAUAUCACUUACGUCGGUCAUCGCAACGAAGAGGCCACUAAAGUGGAUGGCUUUGAGGAAAAGGGCAGCUUUCAGCAAACCAUUUACUAUGAUGCAACCAUGGAGAUGAUGGAGGCCCUGAUCAAUCGCUCCGUGGCGUGCGUUCAAAAACUGGGUUAUGAUUGCAAGCGAUCUCGUCUUUUGAACACUCCCGUGGGAUAUAGUGACAAUUUCUCGCCUUAUGGUUAUUGGGUCUCGAGGCAGAACCGUCCCAUGGAUUAUUGGGCUGGCUCGUUGCCCGGCUCAAGGAAAUGUGAGUGUGGAUUGUUGGGGGUUUGCUUUGACCCCGACAAAUGGUGCAAUUGUGAUUCCGGCCAUGAUGAUUGGCUUUGGGAUGGAGGCGAAAUCACCCAAAAAGAGUACCUCCCGGUGAAGGCCCUCCACUUUGGCGACACCGGUAAUCCUUUGGACAGAAAAGAAGGUCGCUACUCCCUUGGACCCCUCGAAUGCGAUGGUGAUACCAUGUUUGACAAUGUGGUGACAUUCCGCAAGGACGAUAGUGCCAUAGAGUUGCCUCAAAUCGAUUUUGGCCAAAGUGGGGACAUUUACUUUGAAUUCAAGACCACCUCUCAGAAGACCAUGGUCCUAAUCCAUUCCCAGGGAACCAACGGGGAUUUCAUCAUGGUCUCGCUUAUAAGUGGGAACCAUAUCCAGUUUGAGUACGAAUCUGGCAAGGGUCCUCAAGGCGUGACAGUGGAGACCUCCUAUCGACUGGAUGAUGAUCAGUGGCAUUCCGUAUUGGUGGAAAGAAACAGGAAAGAAGCCAUGGUAAUUGUGGAUGGUGCCAGAAAGGGCCAAGUCAAGGAACCCAUUGGACCCGUGAGACCCAUGUUGCUGGAUCAGCAUCUGUUCGUUGGAGCCUCCAAAGACUACACGGACGGUUUUGUUGGUUGCAUUCGUGCCAUGGUCAUCAAUGGGGUCAUUGCCGACCUGUUGUAUGAGGUCAACAAAAACCCAUGGGGCCUCUACGGUGUGGGCACAGGGUGCGAGGGCAAGUGCAAGAACGCGCCCUGCAUGAAUGGAGGCACCUGCAAAGAGGGCUAUGAUCAUUUUGAAUGUGAUUGUCGCUGGACGCCGUUCAAGGGACCAAUUUGUGCCGAUGAGAUUGGUGUUAAUAUGCGAACUAACUACAUGAUCAAAUACGACUUCAAGGGUAACUACAAAUCCACCAUUGCCGAGAGGAUCCACGUCGGCUUCACCACGACUGAUCCCAAAGGAUUCCUUAUCGGGGCUUAUUCCGACAUCAGCCAGGAAUAUCUGACUUUGAUGAUUUCGAAUUCUGGACAUCUCCGAUUAGUCUUUGACUUUGGUUUUGAGCGACAGGAGAUGAUCUUCACCGAGCAGAAUUUCAUGACAGGCCAAUACCACGAUGUACGAAUCGAGCGCUUCAAUCAGGGACGCAAACUCAUGAUGAAAGUGGACAAUUACGAGCCUCAGAUUUAUAGCUUUGACGAGUCUUUGAAAUCCUCCGCUGACGCUCAGUUUAACAACAUCCGCUACCUUUACAUCGGUCGAAACGAGACCAUGCGAGAGGGAUUUGUGGGUUGCAUCUCACGAGUCGAAUUCGACGAAAUCAUCCCCCUCAAGCUGCUCUUCCAAGAGGAUCCGCUCUCCAACAUUGCUGCCACUCCCGAAACAAUCACAGAAGACUUUUGCGGGAUUGAACCCGUGACCUAUCCUCCCGAGGAGGAGGAGACCCGUCGGCCACCCGAUGUGGACGAGGAGAAAAUCGAGCAUCUGUAUCGAACCACCAACUCAGCCAUCUUAGGCGUGAUCCUGGCCAUCAUCUUCAUCCUCAUCGUGAUAUUCGCCGUUCUGGUGGGCAAGUACAAAAAUCGACACAAGGGCGAGUACCUCACCCGCGAAGAUGAGGGCGCUCAAGACGCCUUCGAUGCCGACACGGCCGUACUUCAGGGCAAAACUGGUCAUCAAGUUGAGAAGAAAAAGGAAUGGUUUAUCUAAAUCGGGAGGGUCAGACUCCAAAGCAAUCACAAAUUAUUACUAUUGUACUGUAUGGCGCGAUAUCCAAUUCUUCCACUUCCGUCUCAUGCCUCGACUACUCUUGAAGAAAUGCCUCCGCGCUUUUUAAACCACCGUCGAUCAAGUCAUAUUGUACAUUGGCAUACAACAUGCAACAUUAACAACUACUCUUCCACAUUCCAAGAAUCCUCAACGUAACCUUACUCCUGCUAAUCUCAAUUUAUUAGAAUCUACCAAAGGAAACAUCGUUGCCAUUUCUCGACCUCGCCUCACGGGAAUGGGAUCUUUUCUCUUCAUCAAAUACUAGAUAAAACUAUGAUUUUUGAUACCAUCCCAGAGUAAGGCAAAGAAUAGGAAGACAAGCUAACGCUGGGUGAACCAACCACGUGGUGCCACGAACUCAAAAGAAUGGAAGCGUUAGCAACAUAUGGAAUAAGAAUCGUGUGCAAACAAGGUUGCUACUCGACACACACACUCGUACACACACGCAUACAUAUGGCCUCGUACCCCCGAUAUGAAAAUGAAAAUUAAUCAUAAUAAAUGAUAUACAAUAAAACUGAAUCCACGUCUCA